UAUAAUCGAUAUUUGAGUGUUGGAACUUGAAUGCAGGUGGUUAUUUUAAGAUCGGGAAGCGGCAGUCAGCCAUACGAGAGUCGUAAUUCAUGAACACAUGUGUAAGUACCUUUGUACCCCAAACAAUCGUUGACGGUGCCGAUGGCCCGGAUAAGAUAGCGCCAAGAUCCAAUCCCGGUUCCGACAAAUAAAAAUACAGCAGUUAAGUGGCAGAGUUGGCGGGGAUUGGCUGCUUGUGUUAGGCUUUGAGGUAAGUAUCUGUAAGUACCUCGGACUUCUAACAUCGUGAAGCCCCUGAGCUGACGAGAUUUAUAAUGCCUUAUUUUCAACGCGUCGCCGUCGACAACUACACUAUCUUUGAACAGAUGGGCUUCUCACCAACAUGCACCUGCAGUCGCGCCUCUCCGCGCUUCACAUGCGAUGGAAACAACUCCCUAAUCUCCACAAAGUCUUAGCCGUAUUCGCGCUACUGCUGUUUCUAAUAGUAAUAUUCAUACAACCCACGCCGGAAACCGCUCGUACUAGCUGGAACCGCCUCACGCAAUCCGAAAAUGGGCCUCUGGCAGGCGGAAUUCCCCUCCGCGUCAUGUUCAUCGGCGCUUCGAUGACCCUUGGCGAGCACUCGACGGGCGAGGUGGGAUAUAGGAAGCAAAUCCGGGACUGGCUUGUGUCUCGAGGUAAUCCCGUGAACUACGUCGGCCAGAACCGGUACGGCGACUUCAAAGACAACGACGUCCAAGCCUUCGGCGCGCAGCCCAUAAAACCGACGCUCGACCGGCUGAAAGAGGUCGUGCCGCAGGUGCAACCGAACCUGUUCCUCAUCAACGCCGGGUCGAGCGACUGCUUCCAGCUGGACCACUGGGGGCCCGCGUACGUGCUGCAGAGCAUGCGAGAACUAGUAGACUUUUUAUUCGAGGCGUCGCCGCGCGCCACCGUCGUCAUGUCAACGAUCAUCACGUCGCCGUGGGACGGCACCGAGCGCUGCGUCAAGUCGGCCAACGCGCAGAUCCGCCAGGUCGCCGCCGACCUGAUCCGCGAGGGCAAGCCCGUGGUCAUGGCCGAGAUGCACUUCGACCAGGGAAUGCCCGGCCGCGUCGAGCGCGCGGAUAUCGGCCCCGAUGAUAUGCAUCCUACCGACAAGGGAUACUUCAAGAUGGGCGAUAUCUUCAUCGAGAAGAUCCUCGAGGUCGAGCGUAAUGGUUGGUUGAAAAGGCCUGUGGAUAAUGGGGUCCCGGCUGAUGGCGAUGCUGCGAGGGACGCGGAGGAUGUGAUUAGGGAGCAGGAGGAACGGGUUAAGGAGAAGCAGGAGGCGGAGCCGGGGAAGACGUUGCCGGGGAGGAGGAUACGCAGGGCGUUUAGGGCUCGGCAUGCGAGUGUGCUUGUUUAGCCGGUCUCCGCACGGGGGUGGGAUUGCCUGGUAGGCACAUAGUAUGGCGGCGCGUCAUUGUAGAUUUUGCCGGUAGGGAAAAAUGGGAAAAUACGUAUUGAGUAUGGUCCAUAGGAGUGGGAUGGAUCGCGGGAAUGCUUGCAAUCGGAUAUUCCAUAAUAUGUAACAAAAGAACUUGUCAGCUCUGAGAAUCUGGCUGGCUCGCAGUUUUUAGUUUAUGUAUAUUUUCUCACUUUUGAU
This is a messenger RNA of Annulohypoxylon truncatum, 1627 nucleotides long. RefSeq names its product carbohydrate esterase family 3 protein. Gene Ontology annotation, molecular function: phosphatidylcholine lysophospholipase A1 activity. The transcript has 3 exons. The coding region runs from base 383 to 1387 and encodes 334 amino acids. NCBI's taxonomy places the organism in Eukaryota, Fungi, Ascomycota, Sordariomycetes, Xylariales, Hypoxylaceae. The record is from RefSeq and is a predicted model, not a curated record.